UUUUAGCUGUCGUCUCCCCUUCUUCCGUCACUCUCUAGCUUAGAGGAGAAGGAUGUUUUGUUCCAUCAAUAAGUAGUUUUGCAAUCAUGGCAGAGAGGAGGAGAUCUGAUGCUGGACAAUUACUGAUUUCUACCACCAAUAACACCACCACCGCCACCCUAACCAACAACGUCAGCAACAGCACUAAUUCUACCUCUACCACCACUAAUACUACUACUACUACUACUACUACUGGAGUCAUAGUGACAACACGACUGGAACACUUGUCUACCCCCACCACCACCUCCAUUCUGUUAUCAUUGAUAUUACUGUUGACGACAGCGUCAACUCUGGCUGCUAAUAUUUUCUCUUUUUUCUGUUUUCAUAGCAGUCUCUUCUUGCAAAACUACCAGAGUCAGCGUCGUGUUUAGCUUUUCAUCGACCACCACAUACUCAACAAACACACUCUUACCUAUCUAUCUCAUAGAAAUAUCUGCACUUCUUCAUAACAGCCAAGCACUGUCUAGGAUUUAUGGUAAAGGUAUAUAAAAAAAAAUAUAUAGAGAUUUAUAUAUAUAUAUAAACUUAUGAAUAAAUAUAUAUAAUAUAUAUUUAUAAAUAAAUUAUACAUAUAUAUAUAUAUAAUAUAUAUUUGUGUGUGUGUGUGUGUGUGUGUUGUAUGUGCGUGCGUGUUAGUGCAUGUUAUGUCUGAUGGGAUACACGCAUAUAUAUUUAUAAACCAGCUGGACAUAAAUAUCAAUAUAUUCACAUUUAGUCACUGAAGGUGAAAAAAAUCCAGAAAGAAAUCAAAAUCUUAAUUGCAUUCUUGUACUGUGUGAUAUAUAUAUAUAUAUGUGUAUAUAUGUAUAUGUGUGUAUAUAUAAGUCCCUGGCUUUCUUAAUUUUGAGCAACAUUCUUCCUUAAAACAACGAACACUUGUGUACGCAGACACGUAUGCUGGAGGCAUUGUGUAUGCGUUCAGACAUAAAUAUAUCUAAGGCAUGUUUGUUAGUAUUAACGGAAGAGGGAAGGGUUACAAUUGAAAUGUGUGGCUAGAUGUCUGGUAAAGUUGCUAUCAAUAUCUGACCCACAGAAAAAGAGAGAUCUUCACAUUAAAAAAAAAAAAAAAAAAAAAAAAGAUGGGAGCUAAACAAAGCUCAACUGGACCUCGUAUGAGGACAUAUUCGGGCAGUGGCCAAAGUGGAACAAGUACAGGCAAUGCUGGCAACUCUGGAGGGGAACUUGCUGUUGUUGGAGGUUCUGCAGGAGCAGGUCAAGCCACAGCUGCGAGGGCUCGAGCCCGAAGCUUGGGCAGUUUUCAUCCAUCUACAGGACAUUCACCUUCUCUUAGUAUACCAAAUAACAACGGUUCUGGUGGAGUUAGUGGUGGGAUAAGUUUGUUAGGGGCCAUGUCCCCAGACUCAGAUUCCAGUACACCAGAGGAUGCACCAUUCGGACGUUCUUUCACACAUUCGUUGCCUGUACACUUAUCUUUCUUCACAGGCAUUAAAUGUCCUGUUUGUUCAAAAUCAGUUGCUGCAGAUGAAUUAGAAUGUCAUCUUGUUAUAUGUCUUACAAAACCAAGGAUUAGUUAUAAUGAGGAUGUAUUGACAGAGGAUAAAGGUGAAUGUGUGAUAUGUUUGGAAGAUCUCAAACAAGGGGACACCAUAGCACGACUUCCUUGUCUUUGUAUAUAUCAUAAAAUGUGCAUUGAUAGGUGGUUUGAAGUGAAUCGUUCCUGCCCAGAGCACCCCUCUGAUUGAGAAUUUUAUUGGAGACUGUAUGGACAUUUUUUACUGAAGCCAUGAUGUUCUUGGGUAAAGGAAAGAAAUGGGGGGCAAGGGUUGUGGGUUUUGAUGUGAUGGGUUGGUUAAGAAAGAAGAGAAAAAUUGAUUGCUGGACUGCCAAACAGGACAUCUGCCAUGGGGCUUUCUGCAGUAGUGAUAUGUGCUUGAUUGAAAUAUUGGUAGAAGCAGAUUAUUACAACUAUGAGAAUUUGUAAACAUUUUUGAAGAUAAAUAACUGCAUCUACUGAAAUAUGCAAAA
Octopus bimaculoides (California two-spot octopus) is the source of this 2025-nucleotide messenger RNA. RefSeq names its product E3 ubiquitin-protein ligase znrf2. Gene Ontology annotation, molecular function: ubiquitin protein ligase activity. NCBI's taxonomy places the organism in Eukaryota, Metazoa, Mollusca, Cephalopoda, Octopoda, Octopodidae. The record is from RefSeq and is a predicted model, not a curated record. Gene Ontology annotation, cellular component: intracellular membrane-bounded organelle; membrane; cytoplasm. Gene Ontology annotation, biological process: protein K48-linked ubiquitination; proteasome-mediated ubiquitin-dependent protein catabolic process.